Necator americanus (New World hookworm) is the source of this 897-nucleotide messenger RNA. RefSeq lists its product as uncharacterized. The transcript has 9 exons. Lineage: Eukaryota; Metazoa; Nematoda; Chromadorea; Rhabditida; Ancylostomatidae. Bases 1 to 897 code for a protein of 298 amino acids. The record is from RefSeq and is a predicted model, not a curated record.
AUGAAUCUAUCUUGGGCGAAUCAGUUUGCAAAGACUGCUCUGAAAACUGCACAGCAAAAAAUUGAUAGCGUUUUGGAUAUUCGAGCGGAAGAUGAGGUGCCUUCUUCUUCGGUUGAGACAGCAAUAAGUGAUGAGUCAGUUGUUACCACUGCAACAGCACUGAUCGAGCCAGAUGAGGUAACCGCUCCAGUGCGUUCAUCCUCCUCAGCAAUUGAUGAAAAAUGGGCGAAUGCCUGGAAUAGUUUGUCUUCUGACCAAGAGCUUGUUGUUGACUCUGAACCGAAUCCAAUUCGUGACGGAUGUCCACAGACAACGGCAACUCUGUUAGGUCAUUCCCCUUCUUCGAACUCUUCGGAUGGGAUAGAGGCUGGACAAUCUCCUCAGAAAAUUCGUGACAAUGAUGAGAUCAAAAAGGCUGAAGUGAAUAAUGUUGAGGAGUCAACUUAUAUUGAUAUUGAUCUGUCCGUGCCCUCACGUGGAAGUAGUCAGUUUAUCUCUUCAUCUGAUACGAUCCAAGAAGGAAAUAUUUUGCCUCCAUUGCCAGAUAUUGUACGUCGUAACUCACACCAGGACGAUUCGCUUACGGUCACCUCUAGUGAUAUUGAAGUGAUCCGCAAUAUGGAUGCUUGCUCGAUUGCUAGCAGCAGACCGACGACUGACUAUAUGCCUUUCCAUCUUUUGACUUCUAAGCACGAUUCCGCUGAAUCCUUCCGUGCUCAACUACUCCAUGCCGAACAACGUAGGAACGAGUUGAAAGCUGCGAACGACACAUUACAAUCAAAUAAUGUCCAACUCCAACAACGAAUUGUUGUCCUGAAUCAACAGUUAGUGUCCCCACUUUUUCUAGUGAAGUUUCGUGAAAUACUUUCUGCUGUGCUUCACUUCUCGUUAUUAUGA